UUUAAGUUGAAUACAUAUUACUUAUCAGUAUAAUCUGUAUUGAGAAAUUUAUUUAUGAAGCUUAUUUAUCUAGAAUUAAACAAUAAUAUUCAACAUUUUUUUAUUUUAUCCGGUUUUACAAUUAAUCAUUAAUUUAUCUUAUUUUAGAUUUUUUUAUUAAUAAUGGCUGAACGUUUAGAAGAUUUAAAUUUGCCAGUAACAGCUAUAACACGUAUUGUUAAGGAGGUAUUACCAUCAAAUGUUAUUGUAUCAAAAGAAGCUAAAACUGCAUUGGCACGAGCUGCAUCAGUUUUUAUUUUGUAUGUUAGUAAUCAAGCAACUACUAUUGCCACAAACAGAAAUAAAAGGACUAUAAGUGCUCAAGAUGUAUUAGAAGCAUUGUCUCAAGUUGAUUUUGAUUGCUUAAUUGAACCACUUAAACAUAUUUUAGAGGAUUUCAAAUCAACAAAACAACAAAAAAAAGAUACUAAAAAACAAACGCCUAACAAAAACUCAGAUGAUAUUGAUAUUAUGGAUACAGCUGAUGAAGAACUGGAACUAUAAUUUUUAUAAUAUAUAAAUGAAUAUUAUAUUAAAUUUGUUUAACUAAAUUCAAAAGUUAUUAUUAUAAUUUUUCAAAUAUACUUUUUUUACUAAUUAAAA
This is a messenger RNA of Daktulosphaira vitifoliae (grape phylloxera), 642 nucleotides long. RefSeq names its product DNA polymerase epsilon subunit 3 (gene Chrac-14). Gene Ontology annotation, cellular component: epsilon DNA polymerase complex; CHRAC. The record is from RefSeq and is a predicted model, not a curated record. The transcript has 3 exons. The coding region runs from base 163 to 543 and encodes 126 amino acids. Gene Ontology annotation, molecular function: chromatin DNA binding; protein heterodimerization activity. Gene Ontology annotation, biological process: DNA damage response; leading strand elongation; heterochromatin formation. Lineage: Eukaryota; Metazoa; Arthropoda; Insecta; Hemiptera; Phylloxeridae.